Molecule: messenger RNA, 4221 nt
Organism: Daucus carota subsp. sativus
Lineage: Eukaryota; Viridiplantae; Streptophyta; Magnoliopsida; Apiales; Apiaceae
Product: ABC transporter B family member 19
Exons: 10
Coding region: 239-3997 (1252 amino acids)
Biological process (GO): transmembrane transport
Cellular component (GO): plasma membrane
Molecular function (GO): ABC-type transporter activity; ATP binding; ATP hydrolysis activity
Source: RefSeq, a predicted model, not a curated record
GGACUCAUAAAUUCCAUUAUAUAUACACAUACACACACACUUCCUUCACACACACUCUCUCUCAAACUCUCUCCUCUCUCCCUCUCAACACAUCUCCCUUCAUCACUCCCUGCAGUGUCCUCCAAAACAUCAUCAUUUCCUCUGCUCUCCAUCUCUCUCCUGCUCUGUCAUGAAACACACACUCACUCGCUCAAACUAACUCAUUCUCCUCCUCAUCAACCUUUCCUCGUCAACUCCAAUGGCGGAACCAGCUCUCCCGGAGCCCAAAACGAUGCCCGAAUCCGACAAGAAGAAGACAGAACAGAGCUUACCGUUCUACCAGCUCUUCGCCUUCGCUGACAAGUACGAUUACCUCUUAAUGACCACCGGAAGCCUCGGCGCCAUUGUUCACGGCUCCUCCAUGCCGGUAUUUUUCCUCCUCUUCGGUGAAAUGGUAAACGGCUUCGGUAAAAACCAGUUCGAUCUCCACAAAAUGACCGACGAAGUCUCCAAGUACGCUCUGUAUUUUGUUUACCUGGGCUUGGUGGUUUGCUUUUCAUCGUAUGCAGAGAUUGCAUGUUGGAUGUAUAGUGGGGAGAGGCAGGUGAGUGCGUUGAGGAAGAAGUAUUUGGAGGCUGUGUUGAAGCAAGAUGUGGGAUUUUACGAUACGGAUGCCAGGACUGGGGAUAUAGUGUUUAGUGUUUCGACGGACACGCUUCUUGUUCAAGAUGCCAUUAGUGAAAAGGUGGGGAACUUUAUCCAUUAUCUUUCCACAUUUCUGGCGGGACUGGUGGUUGGUUUUGUGUCCGCGUGGAAGCUAGCACUGCUUAGCAUUGCAGUCAUCCCUGGAAUUGCAUUCGCUGGUGGAUUGUAUGCUUACACUCUUACCGGUCUCACGUCCAAGAGUCGUGAAUCAUAUGCUAAUGCUGGCAUAAUUGCUGAGCAGGCCAUUGCACAAGUCAGAACAGUAUACUCAUAUGUUGGUGAAAGCAAGGCUCUAGAUUCAUACUCAGAUGCCAUACAAAAUACAUUGAAGCUAGGAUAUAAAGCUGGGAUGGCCAAAGGAUUGGGACUAGGAUGUACAUAUGGAAUUGCAUGUAUGUCAUGGGCCCUUGUUUUUUGGUAUGCGGGUGUAUUUAUCAGAAAUGGACAGACGGAUGGCGGGAAAGCUUUUACUGCCAUAUUUUCCGCAAUCGUUGGUGGCAUGAGUUUAGGCCAGUCCUUUUCAAACCUUGGCGCAUUCAGCAAGGGCAAGAUAGCUGGGUACAAGUUAAUGGAGAUUAUCAAGCAAAAACCGUUGAUAUUCCAGGAUCCAUCUCAAGGAAAAUGUUUGGAUGAGGUCAAUGGAAACAUUGAAUUCAAAGACGUGACCUUCAGCUACCCUUCACGCCCUGAUGUUAUCAUCUUCCAAGGUUUCUCAAUAUACUUCCCAGCAGGGAAGACAGUUGCGGUUGUUGGUGGUAGUGGAUCAGGCAAAAGCACUGUUGUUUCACUUAUAGAAAGAUUCUAUGAUCCUAGCCAAGGUCAGAUAUUACUCGACAGUGUGGAUAUAAAGACACUCCAGUUGAAAUGGUUGCGUGAUCAGGUGGGUCUUGUAAACCAAGAACCUGCACUCUUUGCCACCACCAUACUAGAAAAUAUACUCUAUGGAAAGCCUGAUGCAACUAUAGCUGACGUGGAAGCCGCCUCUUCUGCUGCUAAUGCUCAUAGCUUCAUUACCUUGCUUCCUAAUGGGUAUAAUACUCAGGUGGGAGAGCGAGGAGUUCAACUCUCAGGUGGUCAGAAGCAAAGGAUUGCAAUCGCAAGAGCUAUGCUAAAGAAUCCCAAAAUCCUUCUCCUUGAUGAAGCAACUAGUGCCCUUGAUGCAGGUUCUGAAAGCAUUGUUCAGGAAGCUCUAGACCGCCUGAUGGUUGGGAGAACUACUGUGGUAGUUGCUCAUCGUCUCUCGACCAUAAGAAAUGUUGAUUCAAUUGCAGUUCUACAACAAGGUAAAGUUGUUGAGACAGGGACACACGAAGAAUUGAUUGCUAAAGCUGGCGCCUACGCUUCUUUAAUCAGAUUCCAGGAAAUGGUGGGAAAUAGAGACUUUUCGAAUCCUUCAACUCGUCGUGCUCGCUCAUCACGGUUAAGCUAUUCGUUGUCAACAAAAUCUCUAAGUCUUCGAUCAGGGAGUUUAAGAAAUCUGAGCUAUCAAUAUAGCACUGGUGCUGAUGGCCGUAUAGAGAUGGUGUCAAAUGCAGAAACUGAUAAAAAAAAUCCUGCUCCAAGAAAUUAUUUCUUCCGGCUUUUAAAAUUGAAUGCUCCUGAAUGGCCUUAUUCAAUCAUGGGUGCUGUGGGAUCCAUUCUUUCUGGUUUUAUCGGUCCAACUUUUGCUAUAGUGAUGAGCAAUAUGAUUGAGGUAUUCUACUAUCGCAAUCCUGCAAGCAUGGAAAGGAAGACAAAGGAAUUUGUUUUUAUUUACAUUGGAGCAGGUUUAUAUGCUGUAGUUGCAUAUUUGAUACAACAUUAUUUCUUCAGUAUAAUGGGAGAGAAUCUUACAACAAGAGUGAGGAGGAUGAUGCUUGCGGCAAUCCUAAGAAAUGAAGUUGGAUGGUUCGACGAGGAUGAGCAUAACUCGAGCCUUGUUGCAGCUCGCUUAGCAACUGAUGCAGCCGAUGUGAAAUCUGCCAUUGCUGAAAGGAUCUCGGUUAUAUUGCAAAACAUGACAUCCCUUCUCACUUCAUUCAUUGUUGCCUUCAUAGUGGAGUGGAGGGUGUCACUCCUCAUCUUGGCCACCUUCCCUCUUCUUGUGUUAGCCAACUUUGCCCAGCAACUUUCUCUGAAAGGAUUUGCUGGAGACACUGCCAAGGCACAUGCAAAAACCAGCAUGAUUGCAGGGGAAGGAGUAAGUAACAUUCGGACAGUUGCAGCCUUUAAUGCACAGGACAAGAUCCUCUCCCUGUUUUGCCAUGAACUCCGUCUCCCGCAGCUCCAAAGCCUUCGUCGCAGCCAAUCUGCUGGCAUUCUCUUUGGGCUCUCGCAGCUUGCUCUUUAUGCUUCUGAAGCUCUGAUCCUUUGGUAUGGUGCUCACCUAGUUAGCAGAGGUGUUUCUACAUUCUCAAAGGUUAUUAAGGUUUUUGUGGUCUUAGUCAUCACGGCCAAUUCAGUUGCUGAAACUGUUAGCCUCGCACCUGAGAUUAUCAGGGGCGGUGAAGCUGUUGGAUCUGUAUUUUCUAUUCUCGAUAGAUCAACAAAAAUAGAGCCUGAUGAUCCUGAUGCUGAGCCAAUCGAAACAAUUCGUGGUGAAAUUGAACUAAGACAUGUUGACUUUUCAUACCCUUCACGUCCUGAUGUUGUUGUGUUUAAGGACUUUAGCCUCAGAAUCCGAGCUGGCCAGAGCCAAGCACUUGUUGGGGCUAGUGGGUCAGGAAAGAGUUCAGUAAUAGCACUAAUUGAACGGUUCUAUGAUCCAACAGCUGGAAAAGUUAUGAUUGAUGGAAAAGAUAUCCGACGUUUGAAUUUGCAGAGCCUGAGGCUUAAAAUUGGCUUGGUGCAACAAGAGCCUGCUCUUUUUGCCUCGAGCAUUCUUGAUAACAUUGCCUAUGGAAAGGAUGGUGCAACAGAAGCAGAAGUCAUUGAAGCAGCUCGUGCAGCAAAUGUGCACACAUUUGUUAGCGGUUUGCCUCAAGGUUACAAGACCCCAGUAGGUGAACGAGGAGUACAACUCUCUGGAGGACAAAAACAAAGGAUUGCAAUAGCUCGGGCAGUUCUAAAAAAUCCAUCAAUACUUCUACUAGAUGAAGCCACAAGUGCACUUGACGCUGAAUCUGAAUGCGUUCUACAAGAAGCACUCGAAAGGCUAAUGAGGGGUCGGACAACAGUGCUGGUAGCUCAUCGACUAUCAACAAUACGAGGGGUGGACAGUAUCGGUGUUGUUCAAGAGGGAAGGAUUGUAGAGCAAGGCAGUCACUCAGAACUAAUCAGCCGACCGGAAGGCGCUUAUUCCAGACUGUUGCAGCUACAAUACCAUCACAUCUGAUAAAGCGAAUUAAAGAAUCAAGUUAAUCAACAUGGGCAGUGUGCUUGGGGUGGAGUAAUAUAUUUUGGGUCCAUUAACCAUUGUUUUCACUUUCUUUAUGUAUAAUGUAGAUAUGGGGAUGUGAAAGACUCUAAUUCUGUGAACCAUGACUCCAUUUCAAGUGGAGAAUCAUAUGUUAUAUUUUUUUAAAUUAAAUCUAUGAUCCAUUAUCCUGUUUUUUUAAA